AUGGCACACGCGCUGUCCUCUCACGCCGGCGCAGUCGCCUUGCGCGCUGCUCGGGUACUGAUCUUUCUAGUGCUCAACUACGUGCUCGCCAGCGCAGGUUUCGUCGUGAUUCUUUCCGGCGUGGCGCUCUCGCUCGGGUCGUUGCUGCUCUGCUGUUUGGGCGUCGCCCUGUUCCAAGGACUGCUGUACCUGGCGCCGCUGCUCGCCCGCCUCGACGUCGAGCUGCACAACUUUGUCGAGACGGAGGAGGACCAACUGCGUGGCCAGAUCCCGCACUUUGGCGACUGUGGGCCGUACUUCGCGCGCUCGUCACUUGCAGUGCUCCUGUACUUUAGCACGGCCAAGCUGGGCGUCGGCGUGCUGAGUGCUAUGGUGGUAGUGAUCCCGCUCUCGAUGCCCAUCCACGCGCUCACGUCACCGGUGUUCCGAGCCGAAUACUUUGACGACGGCUGGUUCAACCUCACAGCCUAUAUGGUCGUGGCGACGGCGCUCUUGGUCGCUAUGGUUGUCAUGGCGCCGUGUGUGGUCCGACUCUCGUGCAUCACGACGCGCCUCUUGUGCCACGAGAUCUAUUCCUCGGUUUACGUGCACGACUGUCGGUCUUCAACUGCAGAAAAGCUCUGGCGUUCAGGAAUGCCAACGUACGGCACGAAGCAGCCGACGGACCACGUUUGA
Messenger RNA from Hyaloperonospora brassicae, 675 nucleotides. Lineage: Eukaryota; Oomycota; Peronosporomycetes; Peronosporales; Peronosporaceae. The record is from the annotation of a GenBank genome assembly.